AUGGGUUUGAAGCCGUAUUUUGGCCUUCGAGGCAAUGCCCUUGUCCGCGCCGCUGUUUGGCUGGUCGUGUAUCCAUGCUUCACUUGCUAUGGUUACAACAUGAGCGUGGCUGGUGGCCUGUUAACGCUCGAUUCAUUCAACGCUCAAUUUCCCCGCAUGGAUACAAUCCAUACCGUUGGAGCUCUCAAUAAAGAAAACUCCCAAUUGCAAGGUACUGUCAUCGCCCUCUAUACCGUCGGUGGUAUUUUCGGCUCCCUAUCGUGCAUCUAUCUCGGCGAUCUCUGGGGCCGACGGAAAGUGAUUUUCAUCACGAGCUUCAUCUCAAUCAUCGGGGCCAUUCUCAUGGCGACCUCUUUCGAUUUUGCCCAGUUCAUCGUCGCAAGACUGGUUCUCGGGCUAGGCGUCGGUGGAUGCAUCGCGACGGUCCCUGUCUGGCAAUCGGAGAUCUCCCCUGCGGAUAAGCGAGGAUCCAGUGUUGUGACUGACGGCAUCUUUCUUGGUGUUGGUGUAACACUCGCCCUCUGGAUCGAGUUAGGCUUCUAUUUCGUCAAGGAUAACUCCGUCUCUUGGCGAUUCCCUCUCGCCUUUCAGAUCGUCAUGUCAGCCACUGCACUCAUUUUCAUCACCAGCAUGCCGGAAUCGCCUCGUUGGCUCAUCAAAACCGGGCAAGUGGAGGAAGGACGCAGAGUGCUUGCAGCAUUGCUCAAUGUCGACGAGGAUUCAGGAAUCAUCAACGAUAACGUGCUUAGCAUCGAGACAUCACUUGCCCAGUGCUCGGGUUCUUGGACCAAACUGUUCAAAAAUGGCAAACAACGGCUGUUCCAUCGCGCAUAUCUUGCCGCGACAGGCCAGAUGUUCCAGCAAAUGUGCGGUGUGAAUCUGAUCACCUACUACGCGACCACUAUUUUCGAGCAGUACCUUGGAAUGGACGCUGUGAGAUCUCGAGUUCUCGCUGCUGCGAUGACUCUCAUGCAAUGCCUCGGUGGAUACUUGGCUUACUAUACCAUUGACCGUCUUGGUCGCCGACCUCUGAUGUUAUGGAGUGCCGGCGCUAUGACAGUCUGUAUGGCAGGCCUUGCUGGCACGACUUCGCCUUCCGCGGCCAACAAUACAGGGGCUCUCGCGAUGGCCGUUGUCUUCCUAUACGUCUUCCAAUUCAUCUUCACUGUUGGCUUCUCCGGCCUCACCUUCCUCUACGCUGCGGAAAUGGCUCCCCUUGAGGUUCGCGCGGCAGUGAAUGCGAUAUCGACUGCCACCGUGUGGAGCUUUACCUUCUUGAUUGCCCAAGUCACCCCUGUUGGCUUCUCCACGAUCGGUAACCGUUACUACAUCAUCUUCGCUGUCAUAAACGCCGUGAUCGUGCCCAGCGUAUACUUCUUCUUUCCCGAGACCAAGGGUCGAUCACUGGAGGAAAUCGACGAGAUUUUCGCUCAAUCCAAGACCAUCUUUGACCCGCCUCGUGUGGCUCGGGCCAUGCAACGGCAAUUGAGAUCUGGGAACAAAUCUCACCCCGAAGGGGGUGAUGUCACUAGCUCCGAUGAAGAUGUCAGCGAAGAGGUCAAAGUUAAGGAGUAA
Messenger RNA from Penicillium bovifimosum, 1575 nucleotides. RefSeq names its product sugar porter family MFS transporter. Lineage: Eukaryota; Fungi; Ascomycota; Eurotiomycetes; Eurotiales; Aspergillaceae. Gene Ontology annotation, cellular component: membrane. Gene Ontology annotation, biological process: transmembrane transport; carbohydrate transport. The transcript has 2 exons. The coding region runs from base 1 to 1575 and encodes 524 amino acids. Gene Ontology annotation, molecular function: carbohydrate:proton symporter activity. The record is from RefSeq and is a predicted model, not a curated record.